This is a messenger RNA of Sphaerodactylus townsendi, 4605 nucleotides long. RefSeq names its product RTF1 homolog, Paf1/RNA polymerase II complex component (gene RTF1). The record is from RefSeq and is a predicted model, not a curated record. Gene Ontology annotation, molecular function: DNA binding; RNA polymerase II C-terminal domain phosphoserine binding. Gene Ontology annotation, cellular component: Cdc73/Paf1 complex. NCBI's taxonomy places the organism in Eukaryota, Metazoa, Chordata, Lepidosauria, Squamata, Sphaerodactylidae.
AUGCUCGGUGCCCUUUGUGUCCGGGGGGGCGGGCGGCUGGCGAGGCGAAGGCCCGGCGGCUUUGAGCGCCGCACCAGCCGCGACGCGGGGCGCUCUGUGAGCAGCAGAGGGUCGGGCGGCGCUGAGGCCGGUUCCGUCAUGGUGAAGAAGCGGAAAGGCCGCGUCCUCAUUGACUCCGACACAGAAGACAGCGGCAGCGAGGAGAACCUGGACCAGGAGCUCCUGUCCUUGGCCAAACGAAAACGUAGUGACUCUGAGGAAAAGGAAGCACCUGCUAGCAAGCCAACGGCUUCAUCAGACUCUGAAACUUCAGACAGUGAUGAUGAGUGGACAGUUGGAGGUGCUAAAAACAAAAAGAAAGGGAAAGCAGGGAAAGCAGAGAAAAAAGGAGCAAUGAAGAAGCAGAUGAACAAAACAGCCUCAUCAGGCAGUUCUGACAAAGAGAGUUCUGCAGAGAGCUCAGCGCCUGAGGAAGGUGAGGUAUCAGACUCUGAAAGCAACACCUGUUCAUCCAGUUCAGACUCUGAUUCGUCAUCUGAAGAUGAGUUCACAGAUGGCUAUGGGGAAGACCUCAUGGGUGAUGAGGAAGAUAGAGCUCGAUUGGAACAAAUGACUGAGAAAGAGAGGGAACAGGAGCUGUUCAACCGGAUAGAGAAGAGAGAGGUGCUGAAGCGAAGGUUUGAAAUAAAGAAGAAAUUAAAGACUGCAAAAAAGAAAGAAAAGAAAGAGAAAAAGAAAAAGCAAGAAGAAGAACAGGAAAAGAAGAAACUUACACAGAUCCAAGAAUCCCAGGUAAUGUCGCAUAAUAAAGAGCGGCGCUCAAAGCGAGAUGAAAAAUUGGAUAAGAAAUCCCAAGCCAUGGAAGAACUGAAAGCAGAGAGAGAGAAAAGGAAAAAUAGGACAGCAGAGUUGCUUGCAAAGAAACAGCCAUUAAAAACUAGUGAAGUAUACUCUGAUGAUGAAGAGGAGGAGGAAGAUGAUAAAUCUAGUGAGAAGUCUGAUCGUUCAUCCAGAUCUUCAUCUUCUGAUGAAGAGGAAGAAAAAGAAGAAAUUCCUCCCAAAUCACAACCAGUGUCUUUGCCUGAAGAGCUAAAUCGGGUUCGAUUAUCUCGACAUAAACUGGAGCGUUGGUGUCACAUGCCAUUUUUUGCCAAGACGGUCACAGGCUGCUUUGUGCGCAUUGGCAUAGGAAACCAUAACAGCAAACCAGUUUACAGGGUGGCAGAAAUAACUGGUGUUGUAGAAACUGCAAAGGUUUAUCAACUUGGAGGUACCAGGACAAACAAAGGAUUACAGCUAAGGCACGGCAAUGAUCAGCGUGUUUUCCGGUUAGAGUUUGUCUCCAAUCAAGAAUUUACCGAGAGUGAAUUCAUGAAGUGGAAGGAAGCUAUGUUUUCUGCUGGGAUGCAGUUACCCACAUUAGAUGAAAUAAACAGGAAGGAAGUGUCCAUCAAAGAAGCCCUCAACUAUAAGUUUAAUGACCAGGAUAUUGAGGAGAUUGUAAAAGAGAAAGAGAGAUUCCGGAAAGCUCCCCCAAACUAUGCCAUGAAGAAAACGCAGCUCCUGAAAGAGAAGGCAAUGGCAGAGGACUUGGGAGACCAGGACAGGGCAAAACAGAUUCAAGAUCAGCUUAAUGAGUUAGAGGAGAGAGCAGAGGCCUUGGAUCGCCAGCGAACAAAAAAUAUUUCAGCCAUCAGUUACAUUAAUCAGAGGAAUAGAGAAUGGAACAUUGUGGAAUCUGAAAAGGCUUUAGUGGCGGAAAGCCACAAUAUGAAAAACCAGCAAAUGGAUCCAUUUACUAGGCGGCAGUGCAAACCCACAAUAGUCUCAAACUCUAGAGAUCCUGCUGUCCAAGCUGCUAUUCUUGCCCAAUUGAAUGCAAAAUACGGAUCUGGUGUAUUGCCAGAUGCUCCAAAGGAUGUAAACAAGAGUCAGGGAAAAGACAAAGAUAUGAAUUCAAAAUCAGCAAGUGACCUCUCCGAGGACCUCUUCAAAGUGCAUGAUUUUGAUGUGAAGAUUGAUCUCCAGGUUCCCAGCUCAGAGUCCAAAACACUGGCUAUCACCUCCAAGGCUCCUCCUGCAAAAGAUGGUGCACCCCGGCGAUCAUUGAACCUGGAGGACUACAAGAAAAGGCGGGGGCUUAUUUGAGAAUACCCACUCUCUGCUGCCCCUGAUCCUGCAUGCUACAUGAUGCCCAUUAUUUUGUUCCUUUCCUCUUCAGUUUGCCCUUGGGGUUGGAGCAGCAACAGAGCUGGGAAGAAACUCUUUGAAAUUGCCAGCCAUCUGUAAUAUAAACCAUUGACUCUUUACUGUAUAGAUCGCCCUUCUUCCCUUUUCUUCCUGCCACCCCCUACAUGUGGAUCCGUGCUAUUUAGGUUUUGUUUUGUUUUUUAAUUUUAUUUUGUUUUUUGAUACAGCUGGUUGGCUGGCUGUUGCUAUUCAGUGUUAACCUGGAGUCUGGAUUUCUGCAGGAAUAUCUUGGAGGCAGAAGCAGUGUUCACACUUUUGGCUGACUUUCCACCACAGGCAGGGAAAGUGAAACAGUGGCACAAGGCCUGUCACCUGCACCUGUCUUCUUCUUCUUCUUUUGCCCCCUGACUGCUAAAUUUGGAGAAGGACAUCUUUACAAACUGAGUUAGGUUAAAAGUGUACAUUUUUGUGGGGGUGGGGGUGUUGUGCAGAUUUUUUCCAGGUGGUUUUUUAAAAAUCAUUUUUAACCUGCAGUACUGUUUAUAUCUGUCAGUUCUUUACAGCUGUGUUGAAUUUCUACCAGCUACAUUGGAGCAUCCAAAACAAUAGGAGCAAUUUAGCUGAAGAAAUUCUUCUUACUAAACAACAAAAAAGUCUGGUGACAAUACUUCCCUGUUCCUUUGCACAGACUUUUAGAAGUGCUGCCCUCCUCAGUGUCUUGCCUUGUAAAGGCUUUACUAUUUACCAACUGAAUUCCCUGUUACAGAGAGGUGGGGUAAUUUAUCUUCCUUUUGAUUUUUUUUAAAGAAUACUAAAUCUGUAUACUCUCCCAGUUUUUAUUUUUCCUCAUGGUCGCCUCAUCUUUUCUAGGCCAGAUUUUUGUAUUUUGCCCCCUGUUUAAACUUUAUUUUGGUCUUGAUUUGCAGAAUGGGAAGCAUACAGUAGAAAACAAGACUAGGAAAAUAUGGGAGGGCAGUUAUUUGACCUAUGUGUAACUGGUACAACAUGUGCAGUGGAACUCUAGCACAAGAAUUGUAUGUAUGGAAUGUUUGAAUAGGAACAAGAUGACUGCUUGAUAAUCACUCAGGUGUAAAGAUCAAAGUGUAAAUAAAUGAUGUUUUAUCAAAGAGCUCUUCAGAAUGAAAUAUGCUGGGUUAUACUGAACCAAGAACUACAUACACACCAGAAAUUUGCCAGAUUAUUCUAGUGCCAGUGCUAGAAAGUUCCCUAAAUUAAGGUUGCUUUUCUGACUCGGGGUUGAAAGGAAAAAUCCUAACAUGCAUAAAGCAUUCUUAAGCAAGCCUAGCAAAUGUUGUGGCUAUUAUUUGUGGGAUCCUUAUCCAUGCUUUAAUGUUUUUUAAAAUUCUUUAUUUAAGACUAGAAAGACAUGUAGCUGUAAAACCUGAUGAAAAGAAGAGGGGAUUAGGAAAACAUACACACACCACAGAAUCCUCCCCAUGAAGCAGUUCUUGUCAAGUUGUGUAAACUGUGUGGCUUUAUUUACUAGAUAGUCCAUAGUUUGUGACCCACUGUGUGGACUAUUGUGUAAAUAUGUAAUCAUUCUGCCUUUUAUUGCGAGCUACCCUUCCUUGAGCUCACUCUUGCGAUCUCUUAUUUACAAAUGUACUUCUAUCUUCUUUUUUUAGUGGAUUUCUAGAAUCUGCCGAUGUAUAGCUGUUUGGGCACCAUCACGAUAUACGCUCUGUGAAUACACAGCUGGUCUCACUUGAUUUUGGCCAGCAAUAUCUGUAGUAACCAGUCUCCCCAGCACCACCAACACUUUGGAUAAAGAAAAAUAUUAUUACACUUUUGCAGGGCUUAAUAGCCCACAGCCUAUUGUAGGGCUUAAUAGCCCACCAAAAGUGAGGACACAGGAGAACAAAAGAGCAAGCAAAGACUGGAACCUACACCUUUCUUGAGAUUUCACUGACGGCUCUGUCAGCAGUCCACACUGGGACCUCUGCAACAGAGGUGCACCUGCAGCUGUGGGCUACAUAAUCAAAAUACUGAUGUCAUCCCUAAGUUGUAAAUAAUGCAGCAGUUAUCUUCUUUCCCAAAGACCUAAACAAAUGGGGAGUGGGUGAUGUAUUUAGGAGAAACAAGUGAACGAAGUAUCCCCUAUUUACUAAAUAAAAAAUUCUGCUUUGAACAGAGGUCACGGACUGUAUGUCCUUGUAUGCCGUCUGUUUUUUUCACCAAGAAUAAUGCAUUGAGGGAGUAAUUUUUUUUCUCAAAUAGCUAUGAAAUUGUGUAUGAAGGUGUAACGUUUUCUCCUCCAAGUGCAUGUGACGGUGAGUGACGAAAACCUUGGCUCAUUGGGAGGGGACGGGUUUAUUUGCUUUAAUUCAUUUGAUGUCUUGGCAGCAUUCAUUUAAAAUGUAUAGACUCCUAUAAAUAAACUUCGGUUGGUUUUAA